This is a messenger RNA of Populus euphratica (Euphrates poplar), 3115 nucleotides long. RefSeq lists its product as uncharacterized. The transcript has 3 exons. Lineage: Eukaryota; Viridiplantae; Streptophyta; Magnoliopsida; Malpighiales; Salicaceae. The record is from RefSeq and is a predicted model, not a curated record. The coding region runs from base 813 to 1979 and encodes 388 amino acids.
CAUGUAGGAACGCACGUGGCAGAUCAAUCCCAGUCAGCAAUCCUUCCUCUUUAAAACACACGCUCCAGGCCUCGGCUCUUUAUCCUCUCUUUCGCCAAAUCAAGAUCACCACACAACUGAAAGCUCUCAUUUCCAUCGCUCUCUUUUCUUUUUGUGUAUUGUUUGGGUCUUGUCGCCGGAGAUCAUUUUUUCGCCGGCAGGUUGAAUCUAUUAACAUGUAAAUGGAGGAUUCGGCUACUGAUUGUAGGUGUUUGUUCAAUUUCCAAAGUGAAAGGGUGACGUUACCUUGCCGUCGAGUAUUUCGGGAACUUUAACAGUAUUUUUCUAGAAAUCCAAAACAAAAGCGACUUGUACUUAGCAGAGUUUAGAAGUUAUUCCAUGCUUUGUCUCGCAAAUCAGAGUCAAAUAUAAUACUAUUGCUUUGUAAUAAUUAGAAUCUCUGGAGGGGGACUCAACUCUUUAGAGUCUCUCCAAAUUAGAAAAAAGUUGGUAAAACGCAGCAAAUUCUUGGGUUUCCGUGUCGCCUUGAUCUGCUGAUCUUAUUCUGUGUGGAGUAAUCAAUGCUUCUGCUGCUUCAUUUAAUCGAUGUAUAGAGUAGAGAGUUUUACAGUUCAACUAACUUUUUUUAAGGAUUUCUCUUGAAUUUCUUCGUCCCUCAAUCUGUCUUGAGAGCGAAGAUAUUUUAGGUUUUUUUUUUCCCCCGAGGUUUCUGUGCACUCUGUUGGCAGAAAUUAAUAAUUCAAUAAUGGAGGAGAGAAUUUGAUUAGAGUGAGGAGUUUUUUUUUUUUCCUGUGUUGUUGAUCACUGCGAUCAUGCCUUUUCCAAUGAAGAUUCAGCCGAUCGAUUAUCAAACACUCGAUGAACCAGUGGCUCACCAGUUGGAGUCAGUAAAGCCGGUGGGGAAAUCACGAUUGAAGCGACUGUUUGAGAGGCAGUUCCUGAGAAAUUCAGCUGCUGAAAAGGUCGGUGCCAUCGAGGAGUCGCAUUUGAAGGACGGCUGUAACGAGUUCGAGCCGAGUUCGGUGUGCUUGGCGAAAAUGGUGCAGAACUUCAUCGAGGAUAGCAACGAGAAGCAACCAUCAGUUAGGUGUAACCGUAAUCGCUGCAACUGCUUCAACGGAAAUUGUAACGACAGUUCUGAAGAUGAAUUUGACUCGUUUGGUGGUUUUGGCGAUUCUAAUCGUUCCUCCUCUGUUGAAGCAAUUGAAAUUCUAAAGAGUUUGGUGCUGUGUGCAAGUGUUUGUGAGAGGAAUUUGCUGGCGGAUACAGCGAGGGUUGUUGAUAAGAACAAGAUUUGUAAGCAAAAAGAUGAUGUUUGGAGGAAGAUCGUUGUUGAUGGUCUGUUGGCUCUUGGAUAUGACGCUUCUAUCUGCAAAUCCCGCUGGGAAAAAGCCCCCUCCUAUCCCGCCGGGGAAUAUGAAUACAUAGAUGUGAUCAUCGCAGACGAGAGGCUGCUAAUUGACGUUGAUUUCAGAUCAGAAUUUGAGAUAGCUCGAUCAACCAAGAGCUACAAAUCUCUUCUCCAAAUUCUACCUUCCAUCUUCGUAGGCAAAGCUGAUCGUCUCCAGAAGAUUAUUGCCAUUGUAUCGGAUGCAGCAAAGCAGAGCCUUAAGAAGAAGGGCAUGCCCAUUCCGCCAUGGAGAAAAGCAGAGUACAUCAAAGCUAAGUGGCUUUCUCCUCACCCGCGAACCACACCUCCUCUUAGCUCAAAAGAAACAUAUCCUAAACCGGAAAAGGAGCAAACUUUGGUUCAAAAUGGGGUUGCGGAGAUUGAACGGAGUUGCCAAGAGAAGAAUUCAGUGGAGGAUGAUGCUGAGAUGGGCGAGUCUGUGUUUGCUUUGUCAUCUGAAGGUUCCGUGGCAGAAGAGGAGGUUAUGGCGGUGAAAGAAUGGAAGCCACCUGAUGUUAAGCCCAAAAGUUUACAAAUUGGGAUUAAGAUGGUGACCGGAUUGGCCUCUGUUAUCGAAGAUGAGCCUUGAAAUUUUGACCCUCCUCCCUUUUUUGUCCUAUUUUUUUUUUUUUGACAGUGAAGAACAGAUUAUAUGAUCCUAUAUGUUUUAACGGAUCAAACCAGAACCCCUUCUAUUUUUUGUGUAAGGGUGUGAUUUUACUACUAAUAUAAUAAAACUCUUUACUGUAAGAAGAAUGGCUAAUACAAAUGACAUAAUUUCCUGAGUUUUUUUCGUUAAUCCUCUCCCUGUUUCUAAGCUUCUUAUUUAGAGUAUAGUGUUUGUAUAUAUAUAUAUAUAUCAGAUGAGGUUCAUUUGAUUUUAUAUUUUGUUCCUAUCCAUUGUCGGUUUCCUUGUAAUCUUAUUCAAGUUCUCACAGAGAAGGGGAUCUUUACUCCAGAGCAAUCGAAAAAAAAAAGUAACAAGAGAAGAAGGGUAAUCGCCAUUUUUUAUUUCUCUGUUUUUCAAUCCGUCAUAUGUCAUCAUCUAUUGGUGAUUUUAUAUGUUUUUCUUGAAGGCAAGCAGAACAGAAUUUGAUGAUGAAGAGAGAAUAGACUCGUGCUUUCUCGAGCUGCGUGAGGUGAGGACUGGAAGAAAACCAUUUUUAAUAGCCCAGCCACAUGGCUCUCUGUUUUCUUAUUCAAUGUUUUUAUUUUAUUUACUCUAAUUAUUCUUGUGUACUUGAGCAAUGAAGCUCUUCUUUUGAAUUAGAUAUUCUGAUUAGUUCGUGACAGUUUAUUAGUCUCAUUCAUAUCACAGUAGUUGCUUGUUGUGGAAUCUCGGCAGAGAGGAGAGCAGUUGGUCAUGGGUGGUUGGUAUUUUUCUUUGCCGUGUGGGCUUGGUAAAUGAGGUGGUUGCUCCACUACCUUUUUGACCAUACAAGCGCUCUCGACUCUUUUUAUUCUCUAUGGUUUGAUGAUCAAUGCUCGAUGAUCUGGACGAGGAUUAAGAGGAGAAGAUAUAAAGAUUUUCAGGUUUGUAACUCGGACUGGAUUCGGUUAUUUUCAACUAUCAAGGUCAAUGUAUAAUAUUUUGCCUUCAUAUCUACGAAUUUAGCAUCUGUGUGACGAUGCAUUGCGACUAUACUCCAGUCUGCUUGAUUGGUUUGUGGAUUGGAUUGGUUCCGUUUGGAAUGGGAGAAAAUGAAUUGCUUGCUAUUUUUGUUU